AGCUGCCCUGAUUUAAACACUUCAUUGCAAGGAGAGAGAAAGAGCGGGGAAUCUGCAUGCAUCUCCCCUACCAGUGUGCUCAGAGUACACUGGCAAAGCAGCUGCCAGCUCUACAAACAGCAGACAAGCAGCUACGGACGGUAGUUUUAGACAUUUGCUGCUAGGUAGAGGCAUUUGGGCAUUUUACUUCUGCCUCAGACUCUGAGGACUUAAGGGCACUUGCUGCCCUGAGAGGGGGGUGUUUAGGCAAACUGACCUCUGGGGUUAAGGAGAAUCAGUUUGUGUGAAGCUCUGUGGAGGAGGGGAGGAGGGAACAGGCAACAGUUAGUGGGAGGUGGGAGGCCACAGUGGGGCUCCUGCACUGCUUAAGAAGAAGAAGAAGCAGUCGCCGGGAAGCGGGGAAAGAGGAGGAUAUGGCCACGGGAGAAAUCACAACACUUCCCUCCACACCUGAAGGCAGCGGCAGCGGCGGCUUUCCUCCUGGGAGCUUCAAGGAACCCAAAAGGCUGUACUGUAAAAACGGGGGCUUCUUCUUGAGGAUAAAGUCUGAUGGCAGUGUGGAUGGGAUCCGGGAAAAGAACGACCCCCACAUAAAGCUUCAACUCCAGGCGACCUCAGUGGGGGAGGUGGUCAUCAAGGGAGUCUGUGCUAAUCGCUACUUGGCAAUGAACAGAGAUGGACGACUGUUUGGAGCGAGACGAGCAACAGACGAAUGCUACUUCCUGGAGCGACUCGAGAGCAACAACUACAACACCUAUCGUUCUCGGAAGUAUCCGAACAUGUACGUGGCACUGAAGCGGACUGGCCAGUACAAGUCUGGGAGCAAAACUGGACCGGGUCAAAAGGCCAUUCUUUUUCUUCCUAUGUCUGCCAAAUGCUAAUCUGGGAUCUGAUCGAGAAAUAUUAGUGGCAGUAACAAAGAAGAAGAUGUGACGGCAAUGAAGACAAAGUGUUCCAUCAACAUUGCCCAAAAUAGCUGUGACGCUUUCUGACUGUUAUAUCCUGAACAUGUCUGCUCUUUUUCAGCUUUUACUUUCAAACAGUGGCACACAUUCACAGCUGGCUGCUUCCCAGUAAAACCAGGCUUUUACUGCGGAGCGGCCAGCUGCUACACUAGUGCCACUGGAGCCAGGUGCCUUCAUCAAGUGCACCCCUUAAUGAUGGCAGAGUUCAUUAUACCCAUAAAGAAGUUCACUUUCUAGAUGAUGGAUUUAGAGCAGCGACCUUUUGAUUACAAGCCUGCUUCCGACUGUGUAAGCUGCAGUCUCAGUUUAGCUGCAAGAUGAUGGGAAUAUAGAUGAAUAUUCAGUUUAAACAUAGAGUAUAAGAUUAUAGAGGGAGAACCUCUAAAAAAAAUGGUUAAGAAAAUUCAUUUAAAUCCUACAUUAUAAUGUUAUAAGAGAGGAUUGAACUUUGUAGCUGAAUUUUAGAAUUUUUUCAUACAAAAUUGUGAGAAAAAAAAGCCUAAACACACUAAUAUCAAGCACUACUUGUAGUUUUUUUUCCACAGUAUCUAAACACACUUAAUGAAUAGAGAACAUGUUUCCUGAGCUUGUCUUUGUUUUCCGAUAAAACUACGUUCCCCUUUUGUAUUUUGUGCAAAAAGUCCAAGUUGCAUGGCACUGGAGCGUACCUUGUACAUUUAUUAAUACGAGAUAAUUGUUGUGAAUGAUGUCAGAAAGGCAGUUAACUUGAACAAAAAGAUGAUUUUUGACCAGCCAGUCGGCUAAUUCAGCGAGGCAGCCAAUAUUAAUAUUGCAUCCAUCCACUAACAAUGGCUUCUGCCAGUCCAGUGUGGUCAGCAUAAUGUGACCUGUUCCCAGUUUAAAAAACACAGCAGAAUUUAAAACAGUACCUUUAAAAAAAAAAAAAAAAUCAGCUGCUGGCAGCCAUUAUUGCCCAACAGAUAUGGGCUU
Messenger RNA from Centropristis striata (black sea bass), 1916 nucleotides. RefSeq names its product fibroblast growth factor 2 (gene fgf2). Gene Ontology annotation, biological process: positive regulation of protein phosphorylation; positive regulation of cell population proliferation; positive regulation of gene expression. The coding region runs from base 414 to 881 and encodes 155 amino acids. Gene Ontology annotation, cellular component: cytoplasm. The record is from RefSeq and is a predicted model, not a curated record. The transcript has 3 exons. Gene Ontology annotation, molecular function: fibroblast growth factor receptor binding; growth factor activity. Lineage: Eukaryota; Metazoa; Chordata; Actinopteri; Perciformes; Serranidae.